AUGCGAUGCUAUAGCUCGACCAAAGCCCCUCCCAACAGUGUCGGCCGACGUCGAUUAUUAAGUCCUCCCAUGCUGACCGCUUUACUCGAUCGCCUUGCUGUGAAACCUAAUAUGUAUCGCGAGGAGAUGGUCGAGUUCCUCGAGAAAGAAUUUAAGACUACUAUUCCUGCCUCCAACAUCGGCCGAUCUUUGAGACGCAUAGGAAGAAGACGAUUUGGAUGGGCUCCAAAAGGCGUCACGCCAGUUCAGAUCGACCGUUUCCAUCGUGACCAAAGGUACCAGAUCUUACCAGCUUACACGCAAGAGGGAAUCCUGCAUUAUGAUAUUUUCCCUGGCAGCACAGAUAGUGCAAAGUUUGAAGAGUUCGUCGAGCAACUGUUGCAUCACUGCGGUAAGUGGCCCGAGCCAAACUCGGUCCUCGUGAUGGAUAAUGCAUCCUUCCAUCGAUCACCUGUAAUUGAGCAGAUGUGCGAAGAUGCCGGCGUCAAGCUCUUGUACUUGUCGCCUUACUCGCCCGACUUCAAUCCAACAGAAGAGUUCUUUGCUGAGCUCAAGUCCUUCAUCAGGCGUCACUGGCAUGAGAAUGAACACUUUAUCCAGAUAGAUUUUGCUUCAUACCUAGAGUGGUGCGUGAACAGGGUCGGGUCAUGA
Fusarium fujikuroi IMI 58289 is the source of this 651-nucleotide messenger RNA. RefSeq lists its product as uncharacterized. Gene Ontology annotation, molecular function: nucleic acid binding. The record is from RefSeq and is a predicted model, not a curated record. The transcript has 2 exons. NCBI's taxonomy places the organism in Eukaryota, Fungi, Ascomycota, Sordariomycetes, Hypocreales, Nectriaceae. The coding region runs from base 1 to 651 and encodes 216 amino acids.